ACCAGUGGAGGGGCGGACUUACAAAAGCUCUCCCACCAUCACUUUGGACGACUUGGCCGUCUUAUUCGUGAACACUCGGUACUCCCUCUAUGAACGAGACAUUUAAUUGUCGGACUUCGGGUGACGGUGGAGUUCGGCCACUGCACAAUGUGACCAUGCCGAGCUGAGGAAAUUCGGAUUUACUCGGUACCGUUUUAUUGAUCCAGCGACGCGGGAUUCAAGAAUGGGAAAACUACAAUCUAAACACGCGUGCAAGCGCAGAGAGAACCCAGAAGGGGACAGUUUUGUUGUGAACGCUUUCCUCCGGAGGGGAUUGGACGAAUCUGAGCGCUAUGGAGGAAUGGAUCACAAGAUGAAGAACAUGCAGGAGUUUCCAAAUGAGCAUUUGAAAGCAGGACACCUCGCAGAUCAACACUGCCCCCUUGAGGUGGCUCUCCCCCCAGAGAAGGCAGAGGGCUGCGAGAACUACCUUCAGUACCUUCACGCGGACGACGGGGAGCGAGAACUGAAAUCUAGCGGGAAGAAACGCAUCAGUCUGGAUGACUUGGAGUGUGACGUUUCAGUGGAGGAUGACAACCGCCAGGAGUGGAUAUUUACACUUUACGACUUUGACAACAGUGGCAAAGUGACAAAGGAGGAUAUGUCCAGUCUGAUGCACACCAUUUAUGAUGUAGUGGACGCCUCGGUCAAUCACUCCUGCAAUAAUAAAAGCAAGACGCUGCGUGUGAAGCUGACCGUCACUCCGGAGCCGAGAUGUCACAAAAGAGAAACGGGAACAGAUCGCUGCCACCAGGAGGAAGGUCGUUCAGCUGACAAGCGCAUGUCUGCCUACAUCAGCAGGGGGCAAAGCAAUGAGGCGCCGCCAACCACUGAUGGCCAGCAUUACUGUGUGGAUGAAAACACAGAGAGGAGGAAUCACUACCUGGAUUUGGCAGGCAUAGAGAACUACACCUCCAGGUUUGAAGGAACAAGCCCUCCCCAUGAGAGUCACGGUCGAAGCUCCCAGAGCCAGAACCGCUCUCGCUCCCACGAGCCAGAAGCCCAGGUCGUUCACCAGCGGCGCUCGCAGGUCAUCGGCGACAGUUACAACCCCGCAGAGUUCCGGGGGAAAGGAGCACAGUUCGUGAAAUCCCCCAAGGGAACCAACAAAGGAGGGAAUAGCGGCGGCGGUGGUGGCAAAUCGACUAAAUGUCACGGCUACCACCCUCCCCUGCAAACCAUGCUGCAUGGUGGCAGUGCGGCCGGCCACGGGGGUCAGGAUGUAUACCACUUACCACACCAGGUCCAAGCGUCCGGCCACCAUCAACACCCUCUACAGUACAGUCACAGCAGACGCGUCAGGGCCAAAGCCCGCGAGGCGCUUUCGCCGACCAAAACGCCUCUCUCCCCGCAGCCUCACCCCCAGGGGCCGCCCACCCUGCCCUCUGUGCUGCCAGGUCUGGAGCGAGAGCAAGUGUCCGGCCCCCCUGGGAGCCCGGGUUUUGUGGUUCCUGUGGUCCAGCGCCACGAGCACCACCAUCACCAUGAACACCACCACCACCACCACUAUCACCAUUACCACCAGACAUGACCGCCUGCGCUCACAUCUAGUGCACAGCACCAAGCACCACUCCCGGUCGAGGAUCUUUGUACUCUCCUCAUUCAAGCUACACAGAGAAUAUCCGGACAUGUAUGGAGGAGUUUUCUAUUGUGAUGCCCAGCCAUAGUGGACCUGAAGGUUUUCUGAAGCUAUUGUGUUCCCACAAAUGUUGUGUGGCACGGUUUAGAUUAUUAUUAUUAUUUUUUUGUAUUUUAUUUUAUUUUUUAUAAAAACAAGUAUUUGUUGGGACCGCAGAACCUAUUUUCAGUAACAGCAGCACACACACGUGGACACACGAGCAAGUCAAAAGCAGGAAAAUGUUGACACCAUUUUUCCCCUCCUGAUGCUGUCGACGGUCGUCAUCCCUGGAAGCUAUAUGUCAUGUUCUGUGGGAGACCUCUCCAAAAAAAAAAACAUGGAUCUCAGGUGUAAAGGUGCUGCUUUUUCACAGAGGACAGUCUGUGGACUGUAGGGGG
Phycodurus eques (leafy seadragon) is the source of this 2055-nucleotide messenger RNA. RefSeq names its product NKD inhibitor of WNT signaling pathway 2b (gene nkd2b). Gene Ontology annotation, molecular function: calcium ion binding. The transcript has 10 exons. Gene Ontology annotation, biological process: negative regulation of Wnt signaling pathway. Bases 224 to 1570 code for a protein of 448 amino acids. Gene Ontology annotation, cellular component: cytoplasm. The record is from RefSeq and is a predicted model, not a curated record. NCBI's taxonomy places the organism in Eukaryota, Metazoa, Chordata, Actinopteri, Syngnathiformes, Syngnathidae.